Molecule: messenger RNA, 18744 nt
Organism: Wyeomyia smithii (pitcher-plant mosquito)
Lineage: Eukaryota; Metazoa; Arthropoda; Insecta; Diptera; Culicidae
Product: acetylcholinesterase
Exons: 12
Coding region: 830-2740 (636 amino acids)
Biological process (GO): choline metabolic process; acetylcholine catabolic process in synaptic cleft
Cellular component (GO): plasma membrane
Molecular function (GO): acetylcholinesterase activity
Source: RefSeq, a predicted model, not a curated record
AUUUUUUCCAGUUCAGUUUCGUUUGAGCCAUUGCAUGAUUAACAUAUGAACUCCAAAAGCAGGUUUUGCUUGUGUGUACCAAAAAUAAUUGUGUAGUUUCACAAACUUCUAAUGCAGAGGCUAUGAAAAGAUAGAAAUUCUGUUAAUCGGUUUGAUAACAAUGCUUUGGAUUAUUUAAUUGCAUAGUAAGAAUUUUAAUCGAAGUAAAACUUUUGAAGUUUGCAUUUCUACACGCGUCAAAACAUGAGAGAUACUCACUACUUUAUGAAAAAGUUUCCGUUCAUAGUUUUUUGCGAUGUAGUGUAAAUAUAUAGCUGAAAUAAUAAGUACAAUAAUCUGUGUAAAAAACCGCGUGAAUUCCGAAAUCCGCGUAAAAAAAGUCACGUGAAAACCGCGUUAAAGAAACUUCAGUGUAUUAAAUUACUUAUCAGAGUAAGCACGUUUUAGUAACAACCAAACUGUCGCAGUAAAAUUGGCCCAAAAGAAAGUAUUAGUCUACCUUGUGCUGUGUGUAUAUUAAUAUUUAUGUAGUGAAAGUUGUGUUGGAUAUUCGAUAACAGAAUAACUAAAAAAUAUCAAAUCUAUUUUAAUGCGUUAUGUGAUAGCAUCGUUUUAUGCCAAUUAUGAAAUUUUAUUGUACAGGAAUAAGUGUUGUUUAUGUUUUUUGUGUUCGUCUAUUGAUUGAUUAUUCAAUCAAUUGAGUGAGCAAGGAGAAUACCGGGAAUGUGAAAAGUGAAAUAACAUAUUAAAAGUCUCCUGAGUUGGAGGAAUCAACAAAUAAAUUAGCAUUGGAAUAGUAUUUUUUGGUACGAAGCACUAAAUCGACAAAAUGUCAUCAGAAGGGUUGUGUUGGAAGUUUUUCUCCGUUAUGGUGUAUAUUUCUGUGAUAAGUCCUGUGUACGGAAUCUUUGAUCGACUGGUAGUGCAAACAAGUAGCGGUCCGAUACGAGGUCGUUCAACAAUGGUGCAAGGUCGUGAGGUGCAUGUGUUUAAUGGUGUUCCAUUUGCUAAACCUCCUGUUGAUGGGCUUCGUUUCCGUAAGCCUGUACCUGCAGAGCCUUGGCAUGGUGUGUUAGACGCUACCCGACUCCCUGCUUCUUGUAUACAAGAACGAUACGAAUACUUUCCUGGUUUUGCUGGUGAAGAGAUGUGGAAUCCUAAUACGAACGUAUCCGAAGACUGUUUAUAUUUGAAUAUCUGGGUUCCAACAAAGACCCGUUUGCGCCAUGGCCGUGGUUUAAAUUUUGGAAGCAACGAUUAUUUUCAGGAUGAUGAUGACUCUCAACGCCAGCACCAGUCGAAGGGUGGAUUGGCAAUGUUAGUGUGGAUAUAUGGUGGUGGAUUCAUGAGUGGAACAUCAACACUGGAUGUUUACAAUGCUGAAAUUCUUGCAGCGGUUGGGAACGUGAUAGUCGCCUCGAUGCAAUAUCGCGUGGGAGCCUUUGGAUUUUUUUAUCUUUCACCUUAUCUAAACGGGAACGAGGAUGAAGCUCCCGGCAAUGUUGGUUUGUGGGAUCAAGCGUUGGCUAUUCGGUGGUUGAAGGAAAAUGCAAAAGCCUUCGGGGGAGAUCCAGAUCUAAUUACGCUGUUCGGAGAAUCAGCAGGCGGCAGCUCUGUUAGCUUACAUUUGCUAUCUCCCGUAACCCGUGGGCUAUCGCAUCGAGGAAUUUUACAGUCCGGUACUUUAAAUGCACCUUGGAGUCAUAUGACUGCGGAAAAGGCUCUGUCGGUGGCUGAGGCUCUAAUUGACGACUGUAACUGCAAUCUAACUCUACUGAAGGAAUCACCCAACAUCGUCAUGCACUGUAUGCGUAACGUGGACGCGAAGACAAUUUCAGUGCAGCAAUGGAAUUCAUACUCUGGUAUCUUGGGUUUCCCCUCAGCGCCUACUAUCGAUGGAGUUUUCAUGACAGCUGAUCCUAUGACCAUGUUGCGCGAAGCUAACUUAGAGGGAAUUGAUAUUCUAGUGGGUAGCAAUCGAGAUGAAGGCACAUAUUUUCUUCUUUAUGAUUUUAUCGAUUAUUUUGAAAAGGAUGCGGCCACAUCAUUACCAAGGGAUAAAUUUUUAGAGAUAAUGAAUACUAUUUUUAGUAAAGCAUCUGAGCCGGAACGUGAAGCUAUUAUAUUCCAGUAUACUGGAUGGGAAAGCGGCAACGAUGGAUAUCAAAAUCAGCAACAAGUAGGACGUGCAGUCGGUGAUCAUUUCUUUAUUUGUCCUACUAAUGAUUUUGCUCUUGGGCUAAGAGAACGCGGGGCUUCGGUUCAUUAUUACUACUUUACUCAUCGUACUAGCACAUCACUUUGGGGCGAAUGGAUGGGAGUAUUACACGGAGAUGAAGUGGAAUACAUAUUUGGACAACCAAUGAACGCUUCUUUGCAGUACCGACAACGUGAGCGCGAUUUGAGUAGACGGAUGGUACUGUCGGUGAGCGAAUUUGCACGAUCAGGAAAUCCUGCUCUAGAAGGCGAACAUUGGCCGUUGUAUACAAAGGAGAAUCCAAUUUAUUUUAUUUUCAAUGCGGAAGGUGAAGAUGAUUUACGGGGUGAAAAGUACGGUCGGGGUCCAAUGGCGACUGCUUGUGCAUUCUGGAACGAUUUUUUGCCACGGUUAAGAGCAUGGUCAAUACCACCCAAGACGUCAUGCAAUCUGCUAGAGCAAAUUUCGGCAGGGAGUGCAAUGUAUCUGGAUAUUAAAGUCGUAAAGGUGCUCACAGUGAUAAUAUUGCUAAACUUAUUCUAAAUGCAUCCAACUGUAACUAUCAUAUCCACGUCACUAUACAAUGCAGAGCUAGUGAACAAUUUAAUCAGGAGAAUGCAGAGCUUUACACGUGACCCUGUCAUACAUAAUCAUUAGAAUUGAUAUUGAACAUCAUAGAGAGAAUUAAAAUGUUACCUUUAGUAUUCUCACCGUUGCAACAUGCUAAUGAUUCUGAAUGAAUCAAACAAUUAUUACAAAACAAGGUCGAAACUUUAUGAAAACACGGGGAGUACUCAAAAAUAAAUCAAAGUUUACUGAUGGUUGGGUCAGUUGGAUAGGAAGUCUACUUUAAUUUACGCAAACUUGUAGAAGUGACUUGAUAUUUUAUAAGAUGUGACAAGUGGAGCGCGGGCGCUUCUUAAACCAUAUUUUUUGUUGUUCACUUUUACACCUGAAUACGGCCACACAAAUAUGCAUGCUGCACUCUGCUAAAGGACCUAUUUGUAACGUUGCGGGAAAAAUGAAACUUGUGUAGUAUUACAGAAAAUACAAAUGCGUUCUAAUAAAUGUUUAGAAAUAUACUUGUUAGAUGUGCUGUUGAUUUACAUGCUUCAUGUGAGUUCUGUUCUGUUGUUAAUUUGAACAUGCGUAUUUUUGCUGACUUUGGCCGGCAUACAAUAUUUUAAAAAGGCUAGAAAUGUAGUCAAAGUAAAUGUUUCGAUGUUUUGCAUGUUGUAAUUGUAAGGUAUUCAACGAUAAUAAUAUAAUAAUUAUAUCAGUAUAACUGCACGUAUCAAUGGUUUACACUUGAAUGUAUAGUAUGAAACAAACAAAAAAUAUUAGGCUAAAAAACAAUGUUUUAUCUCAAGGAGAAGCGGUGAAUUUAUGUCUUCUGACUGAAAUUAUUCUGUUCUAAAUAAUGAGAAAAGAUAAUUUAUCACUUAGAUACUAAUGCAAUGGACGACGGUUAGGACACAGAUUAUAUAUCUAGAGGUUCCGGUAUUACAGAAUCAACAAGUUUUUCCAGAGAAGACCUAACAAGUGCACUCUUUUAAACCCUAUGGUGCAAAAGUGAGAAACAAUGCAUAUCUCGAAACAUAAUACAUAUCACCUACCGGUUUAAAACGAAACUGAAUUCUAUGAAUAGGGAACUGCACGCUUUUUUGUGUGUUGUAAUAAUUGACGUGCAUUUUUAUCGAAAAGUAUUACUACGAAAAAGAAUUUUGAAUAGUUCUUUUAGUGCUACAAACCCACCCUCCCCUUUUUAUACACAUAGCGAUUUUAUACACACCAUUUAAUGAAACAAACAGUCAAAAGCAGAUACUCCUAGCUCUCCAUUGACCUUACAAAGCCUACAUAGACUAAGAAAUGAGAAAAAAAUCACGUGGUAGUGAAAAGUUACAUGUAGGGCAAGUCGUCAAAAAUUUAGUCAACUCAAAGUGCAUUUGUUGUUAGUUGUGCACAUUUGCAGAAGCAAAACUUAUGAUUAAGCUAACAGGUUGUAGGUAAGCCUAAUAUAUCUCAGACAUCUCAUCUGAAUCUAUUCGAAAUUAGAUCAACACAAAAAAGUGGAAAUAAGAGCGAGUGGAAAUAACCUACAAUGGCACAUACCAAUAUGAUUUCCAGGUGUCGCUGUGUGUAAAUAAGCAAGAAAUGCAGUUCUAAUUAUAUGGUGCAAAAUAAAAUUAUAAUACGUAAACUGUUACUGGUCGGUAUAGUUUCCGUAGUAUGCUUUUCCUUCGCAUCGAAAAAAAUACGACACUUAGGUAAUUACAUAUGAUGUCUGAGUAAGGCGCGCUUAAAAACACAAACAUGCUGAUGUAAAAACAGAUAUAGUAUAAUAGUAGUGGGGUAUCUGAAUAAUUAUUGAAAAAAAAAUAACGCCAGCAACUGAACUUAGGGUUGAAAGCAUAAAACUGAACUGAUGAGAUAUACUGAUGCGUGUUUUAGAGCCUGAUCCUGACAAAUGGUCAGUUUUAUGAUCAUCAAGCAUAUGAACGUAACGCGAUGAGUAGAGUUAUAUUUGAACAAGUACAGGUUAUUCUUAAAUGAUUACUCUUGUUUACCAAAUAUGUUUAUUUUAUUGUAAAUCUUAUAGUUCCCCAAUGACAUAGUUUACUUUAUAGCAAACAAUAUUUUCAAAAUAUAUGCAAUGCAGCUUAAUGUCAACAAAUACUCAUAUAUAGCAAACUGAAAAUCUGCGCUGAUUUUAUUUUUUUUCUAUUUCUACGCUAAAAUUAACUAAUAUCGCUUAAAGCUUCAAAAUCUGAGUUUGGCUGUCAAUUGAAUCCAGGCUGCGAAAAUCUUUAUACCGAGUCAUCCAUGUUGAUUUUGUACACAUUAAGUUCAAAUUUCGAUUAUGCUUCAUUCUGUCCCUAUAAGCAUAAGUCUCACAUGUGCUAGGGAGUCCCAUAACACAUGUGGAACGUAAGCUUCCAGCAACAGCAUUGCAUUUGUUAAAAAAUCACCAGAUUUUUUAACGUUUCCAAAUCGAUCUCGAUUUGGUUUUUCGGAAAAAUAAAUAACUGAUAUGAUAGAUUUAUACCUGAUAGCUCAAAAUUUGUCUGAAAUAGGGCCAUUCAAAUUCAAAGACAAAGUUUCUAAACAAAAGUUGCGAAGUGAAAAUUUCGUUUAUCUGGUGCAAUAAUAUCUUUGACCAACUAAUCAUGUUGUAACAGCAUGUGAACCAAACAGAAAAACGUUUUUUGAACUUAUUUUUUUGAACUAAAAAUCUGUUAACUCAUUUUUCGAACUAAAUGUCUGAUAACUCGGCAAUUUCUCGCUGAAUAACAGAUCGAUCAAGUUGGGUUAUCUUCAGUUUUGAAUAAAUAAAAAUGGGGCACUUAUUCCAGCAUAAAUAUUUUUAUAAAUGUAGCUUGGCUUCACAAAAAUCAUAUUGGCAUUCGCUAUAAUAUGUGAUCGUAUAAUGCAAGCCCUACGAGAAAUGUGACCAGCUUGUAACUUCGGUUUGCUUCGGUUUUUAGCUCCACCCGUGAUUGACUGAAUAUGAUAGCAUGAAUUUGUGCAAAUAUAUGAAAGGGUUUUGACAUACCGUGUUACUAACUACAGUGUAGGUAUAUAGGUAACACUAGAAUUCCACAGUAGCAAUUUAGGGACGGGCGAGCGAUUUUAGGAUUAAAGGGGGACAGUAUUUGGUAAGGAGUCCCGUGAUAGUGUGUAGUUUACUAUGAGUUUAACUAGGAAACCUUACAACAAACUGCAAGGUUCAAUAAACUAUUUUGCUCGCAACUCUGGGCGUGCUGCCAUUAGAAUACUAUUUUCAACUUUUCCCAUGUAGUUUGUCUUCAAUGGCGUAUGAAGAAUGGUUUGGAAUCUAUGAACUAUUAGGUUGAUUCUUGUCUUGCUACAUCAUCAAUAAUUACUUUUGAUCACAGAGUCACCGGGUACCCAGAAUAAGGAUACCUUGUUCCGACGAAGAGCUUACUUGCUGUACUGCACUCUCCACCUAGUUUGGAUACACAUUUUACGGACUUUUAAUUUUGGGUGUGCUGCAGUCAUAUUGUUACACAGAUGUAUAUUAAGUUUGUUUCUGUUGUCAUAACGCUGAGACACUACAAAGUAAUAUUUUUAUUUGUAGACAACCGACAUGGGCUUGCAUUUGGUAAUGUUAGUUAUCAGCUAGCUUUCAUGGCAGAGAAAGAGAGAGAGAGAGAGAGAGAGAGAGAGGCAUUUAUUAUGACAAAUCGUUUAACUGCUGCUUAAUUCUAGGCAAUCAAACAAAAUUAAUUGAUGUUUGCACACCUUCCAGUUGGUCUCGAGGUACGAUGCUGGCCUAACAAGCCAGUCGUCGUUGGUUCGAGUCUCGGCUCGGGAGAGACUGUUAGUGUCAGUUGGAUCGUAGCGCUAGCCCCGCAAUUGUCCGGUACACUAACAGUUGGCUGCGAAGUCUGUGUAUAAGAAACAAAUGGUCAAGUUCCGAAUCGAAAUGUAGCGCCAAGGCUUUGCUUUUUUUUUAAUUGAUGUUUGCAUUAAUUUUCUAUAUUCACCGGAAAGCGCAGUGGUGAAUACUCGAGCAGGAGAAAAUAUCAUUAUAAUAUCACAACAAGAUAUUGGAAAUACAUCUCAUUUUGAUCUUAUUAUGGUUUACAUAGUUGGUAAAAUAACAAAAAAUAAUUCCAAAAUAUUGUCCCGCCAAGACUAUAUGAAUAACAAAGCUUGAUAUUUCAAUAACAAACCAAUAACACAGUGCAACAAUUUUUUUGCCUUGGCUCUUAUGUAUGAUUUUUUGAUGAAGUUUGAUGUGAAAAUAAAUUUCCCUGAAUUUGAACAUAUUUCAACUUAAGGGGCAACAAUGGCGCCAUUUUGAAUUUUUGAGAAACCGGUAAUUUUUGUGGUUUUUCCGACGCCAUUUUGUUUUGAGGCCAAAUAUCAAAAUUCUAAGAGUUUGUCCACAUAUAAGCAUCCUUUUACCCAUGUUUUGAAAAAAAAAAACAGAUCUUAAAUCGGACAAAAACUGAGCUCAAAACGGUGAUUCUACGAAACCGGUUUUUGGCAUAGUUUUAGUAUAUUUCACAAAGCAAAAUAAUAUCGAUUAUUUCUGAGUAUUAAUGGUAAUUCGCUAAUAUCUUAAAGUGGUAGUCAAAUUAUAUCUUAUUUUGAGUAAAAAAGUCUCAGAAAUCAAAUGGUAGGUGUCUGAUCUACGUAAAAUGUCAGCAAAAUGUCGAUUUUGCCCCAAUUCCCCUACAAUACUAAAAUAGGUUUAUCUGCUGACAUUUUACGUAGAUCAGACACCUACCAUUCGAUUUCUGAGACUUUUUUACUCAAAAUAAGAUAUAAUUUGACUACCACUUUAAGAUAUUAGCGAAUUACCAUUAAUGCUCAAAAAUAAUCGAUAUUAUUUUGCUCUGUGAAAAAUAUACUAAAACUAUGCCAAACCCGGUUUCGUAGAAUCACCGUUUCGAGCUCAGUUUUUGUCCGAUUUAAGAUCUGUUUUUUUUUCAAAAGAUGGGUAAAAAGAUGCUAAUAUGUGGACAAACUCUUAGAAUUUUCAUAUUUGGCCUCAAAACAAAAUAGCGUCGAAAAAACCACAAAAAUUACCGGUUUCUCAAAAAUUCAAAAUGGCGCCAUUGUUGCCCCUUAAAUUGAACCCAAGUAACAAAACGGGUUUUAUCAAAGUUUUAUAGCGCUGUUUAGGCUUUAUUGAGGGCUAUAAAACUUUGAUAAAACCAAUAUUGUUACAAGGGAAAUAUGUUCGAACUUGGGGAAAUUCAGUUUUGCAUAAAAAUACACAAAAAAAUUAUAUAUAGAAGCCAAGGCAGAAAAAAAAGUCAAUUUUUGUUGCACUGUGUAAUUUGCAUUAAAAAUCAUGAAAAUGACCGAUACAGAUAUUUUCAACUUAUUGUACAUUGAAUGCAUAACUGAUAUAUUAUAAAUAAUCAAUAACGAACAAUUUUCACUUAUAAACUUACUUUUAUUGAGAUGUUUUAAAAUCAACUCAAAUAUUUCAUUGAAGGCAUAGCGAGAUAUGAUAUCAAAAUUUUAUGAUAUUUCCAUAUGAAUGUUUGAAACGUGAAUACUUUCGAAUAACACGAUAAGUCCUCAUAGUUAAAUAUGUUAUUGAUGAGCUAUGAUUUUUUAUGCUCUCCUGCCUGGGUAUCAACAAGAUUUUAAUUAUUGGUGCAUAAUAUGAAACAUCAAGCCUAGGUAAUGCAUGUUUGGUAAAAAAAAUCGAAUUCAUUACAAUUAGGUGAGGGCAUUACAACAAUGUCGCAAAUCAGAACAGUUACUUUGCACGAAAAGCACCUCUUCACUAUGUUCGUUUAAAGCCUGAUUGAAACUGAUUACAAUUUAAGCAGUGGCAAAAACAUUAGUAUAGUUUGCAUAAAGACGAAUCAUGCAGAACUUCAUGCAAUAAAAAAUAAAAUAGAUAAAAACUACAGGUACUAAGUAGCAUUCACUUUUGUCUUCACCAAAGUUUAAAAAACUUCUUUCGGAAGGAUAGGGAAAUGAUCAUUUUCAACGAUUGGUUCGGAGUAGGGUGGUUUACCGGUAAAACAAAAACCGGUAAAACCGAUAUUUUUUUCAAUACCGAAAUACCGGUAUUGAAGAGGCGAAAAAACCGGUAUUUUCGGUAGCUUUCUUAAAAUUCAAAAAAAUUUGUCACAAUAUUCAUAAAUCAUUGUAAAGCUAAUGAAUGCUACCUACUUAGGUAGGCUUUACAAAUCGCAUGACGGUGUAUAUAAUAAAUACAUUUAGACAGAAGCAACAUUGAAAAUUAAUUUGUUCUUACCUAUUCAUCAAUUUUAUGUUUCUUUCUUGUUUGUUCUGCUUGGAAUUAAACGAUGAGUUUGUGUGUAUUGAUAACAUGUCGAAAAACUUCAUAUCAAUCAAGCAGAACUUUUAUUUUCUAAUAGCUAAUAGCUAAUCUCUUUACACACUCAUACAUACAGAGACAACUCGUGGGUUUUGAACCUACCAGCUCAACUACAAAUUCUUAAAAUCAUAGUUUGGGGCAUCACAAUCAUGUCCGCGAAAAAACGCAAGUCAUUAUUCGUUUUGUGAUAUUUAAAAGUAAAACAAAAAAAAUAACAAAUAAAUAUAAAUUUGGAUUAAAAAUUUAUUUUUUGUUCGGUGUCUCCGUAUGCCACAGGUUACACCAAAUUAUGGACAAAUUGCUCCUGAUACAAAGUGUUUAUAGGAUGAAAUAAUCAAUCAAUAAAGAAUUUCAUACUAAGAAUUACUGCUCCUUAUUUUGAAAAAGUGAAAUUCAAAUAGAUGCAGCAUGGCCAAAGCUUCGUCGCCCAAACCGCAGCGGAUUUUAUUAGCAAUAAUUCUAGCUGAGAAACUCAGGUUCAACUGAAUUUGGACGAACUGCCUAAAAAGCAUCGAACACAAUAGAGAAGUAUCUAUCUUCGAUUCCUUCGGAUUCGUAAAAUGUAAAUUCUUGUCUGAUCGUCAUUUAAUUUUCUUUUCAGUCAUUUACUUUGCUCAACAGUUUCAAAUAUUGUUUCUCUAAGAAUUUCAAAGUUAUUCAAAAAUUUAAAACUGGUUAUGCGAUGUGAAAGAAAAUUGAAAUAAAAAUCUACAUGUUUUUUUGUUAAUGUGAGUUUAGAACUUAUGUUCUUCGUAAUCAUAUCACUGGAUCCAUUCAUUGAAGUUUUUCAAACACUGGUAAAUUUAUCCAGUGGUGUAUGUGGAUCAUAUACCACAAGAUUCUUUUUAAGAUUUGGGUCGCAGUGACCCAAAUCUUAAAAAGAAAUCAGAAUCGUAAUGAAGCAUAGGUACUCAUAAAUGCAAAAACAUAAUUAUACAGCGACACGUCCAUAGAUGCAACCUGGGACGCUAGGUGAAAAAUAAAUUUCAAAUCCAAAUUUAUGUAUAUAUUUAAUUGUUUUUCAGUUUUAUUUUUAAAUAGUGCAGAGAGAAUGACGUACGUUUAUUCUGCGAACAUGAUUGUCAUUACUUCCCCAAACUAUGAUUUUCAGAAUUUUGUAGUUGAGCAAGUAGGUUCAAAGACCACGAGUCGCCCCUGGUUUGUAUUAAUCCGAAAAAAUAAAAAUACCGGUUUUACCGGUUUUUAUUUGUAUGAAUACCGAAAUACCGGUUUUUCGAAAAGUCGGUAAUACCGACCACUCUAGUUCGGAGUUAGCUGUUAUCUAUCUAAGGGGGGGGGGGGGUGAUAGACUAAUUACAUCAAAUAGAACUACAUGUGCAAGUCAGGUAGAAAAGAAGCUAUAUUACAAAAGCAUCAUCUCAAUUCAGGGGCUACUCAGCUGAUGCGAUGUGCAUAAACUUCCAAACAUUGAGAUUCGAUUUUCUUACACUCUCAACGAGUUUCCGCUGUCCCAAAUUAUCUACUUAUGCAAUAACUGCAUAAUGUAGAACGACUGGAGUCGUUCAUUCUUUCAUUUGCAAUAGUAUGUGUACACUGAGUUUGAAAAACCGUUAGGGUGGAGAAUUGUUUGGUUCUGUACUGCAAAAAGAUGGGAGUGCGAUGGGAUGCAACGGGCCGUGGACAUGGGUAGAUAUCGCUACAUCACAUCGGCUUCCAAUGACUUUGGAACACUGAAGCAAGCGGUGUUGGUGUUUGCAUUAUGGUCGAUGAAAAAGAGAGAGUAGGUUCACUACCCGUCAUAAGUUUGGAAUCGCUUUACUGAGUAUUGCAACACCCAGUUUGAAUAUUGCAACGCCUCCCGAAAAGUUUAGCAUCACCUGGAAUAGGCGGAUAUUUCGUGUUUUUGACAACCUAGAAAGUUGCGGUUUUCAGCAAACUUGUUCCGAAGGUCAAAGGCUACUGUAUGGUGGCCAAUUCAGUGUGAAAUUCUACCGCUAUGUGGCGCUAGAUGGCACACAAUUUGUCGGAUUUUGAACUUAACUAAUCUCACGAUUCAGACCUGCUAGAAAGUUGCGGUGUUCAGCAAACUUGUUCAGGAUGCUUAGGGCUUCUACAUUACCCCACUAUGCGGCGCUAGGGCUCAUGUAGUCCUUCGUAUUCAACGCCGUAUAACGUAUAACGCCGCAUGUGUGUUCCAAACUAUUCCAUUGAGGCUAUUUUCAUUACAAUUCAGUGUCAACACUAAUCAAAGACACCCAGUGUCCUAAUUGAAAUACGACUACGACAACUUCGGCAACCACCAGGGCGAAUGUUUUUGACUUCGUGUAUACAUUUCGGGUGUCUGCUCGUUGGAUGGGGCGUACACGCGCCUUAUCGAACGCGCCAUGUACUGCAGUCACAAUCACUCGGCUUGCAUAUGAGCCGACGGCGUUGCGUGUUCGGUCAUCAGCUUGCAGCGGAAAGUAAUACGAAAUGCCCUCUGUGGUGUUCAAAUCCUUCAUCAUCGGAUUAGAGGCAUGUCUACUGCAACUGUUUGCAGCCGAGGUAAUCAAUUUAGUCGCGAUAUUGUCUAUUUUUCCCAUUGUAGAACGGGUUGUUAAUGUUGGUGAUCAAACUGUCAACAUGCCAACACAGUCGCAUGCUAUAUGUUAUGUCAAAUGAAAGCACUUCUUUAGAAUAAACACACACAAGCUUACGUAUUGUGUGUGGUGAUCAAAUUGUCAACAUUCAAAUUGGUUUCACUUCGUCAUGUGUACACAUAAGUGUAAAAGAUGUGAUUAUUCAGCUAAACUAAGUUCGAAGCGCUCGAAAUUACAUGCACACUAGCGCUGCGGUGCGGUUGAAAUCCGCACUAUACUGUCCGCCAAUUACAAGCCUUUGACCUCUUGAGUAACUUUGCUGAAAAUCGCAACUCUCUCAAUGAUGGGAUUAUUGAGCUGAAUAGCGUUCAAAACACUCAAAAUUUCAUGCACACUAGCGCUGCGUUGUGGCUGAAUUCCGAACUAUACUCUCCUCCAAUCACAAGCCCUUGACCUCCUGAGCAACUUUGCUGAAGACCACAACUCUCUAGGAUUCCAGAAUCAAGAGAUAGAGUUACAUUAAUCUGCCCAUAUCAAGUGAUGCUAAACUUUUCGGGAUGUUGCAAUAUUCAAAUUGGGUGUUGCAAUACUCAGUAAAGCGAUUCCAAACUUAUGACGGGAAGUGUACAUGAUAGAGAAACAAAAUAUGUAUGAUAGCACGUUCGGCGCACUGUUUUGUUCCGAUUUAAUUUGCUUCAUAAUUGUGAAUCCCAAAACUAAGAAUUUUUUUUUUAUAUUAUUUAUUUAUGCUCUAUAAUAAUUCAUAUAAAAAUACUGAAAUCCUCCGAAGAAUAUAUGAACACCCAAUCAAACGAUUAUGAUAUGCUUAAUACAAACCUUAACUUUCUGGAUUGCAAACUGAAACUUUGGAAAUUGUGGAAACUUUAGAUAGCUUUGCCUGUGUGACUUGAGUUGUUUGUAUUGCAGCAUUACUAGUUUUCGAAUGAUAUUAACAAACCCAUCAAAAACUGAGAGGAUUAUGACACGAAGACUACGUAGCGGUUACUUUUGUUUUCAUCACACGAAUUAGGGAUAAAUAAUUUUUGUUUAUUUCUAUUUCCAAUAUGGCACAUUUUGAGGUGAUGCAUUUGGUAGUUAUUGUAUUUUUUGACAAAAACCAUGAUUUCAAACUAAACGAAUUAUCAACAGCAUAUAAUAUAGCAUACAUGAAUUUUAAUAUUCUGCUGCAUGCAUUUAGAUAAUCAGCUGGUCUGAUAAUACAAGGUAGAAAAGGAACUGCGAAAGUAAGUGCUAAUGCCAACUCGCUUGUAUGAGAAAAGCGGUUCUUCUUGUUGAGAACAUUGUGAAUACCAUUCUAGUAGGCACGCGUGGAAGUAUUCUGUGGUCGUCACUACCCGUUGCAAUUGUUUAUAUUUACAAUGAGCUUAGUUGUAGUUCUCGGUAUAAUAAGCACCAUCAACCCGCUUUACUUCUUUUACUAUUACUAUAAUUUACUCAAGUAUGCAGAAGGAAUUUGUGACGGAAGUUUUAAUAUCAUUAACACAAACAAAUUGAAUGGACACAAAUUGAAAGUGCACUUUUCCAUGUUACAAGAAAAAAGCAAUGUUCAAUUAUAUUGCUACAAAAGCAUUUGCUUACUGUUUCAAUUAGGACUUUUUCACUCAAUGCAUUUAUUUGACACGGCCAAUAAUCCCUAAUCGUUAUCUCAUCCUUAUCCUAACCGAUGUUUUGAUCUGCAGUUUUUCAUUUUGCAUAUAGCAAGUGAUUGCUCCUGUUGAAAUGUUCUCAUAUCGUAGGGGGUGUGUGUAGUAUUGGGGUCCAAUAGUGUUCUUGUCAUUUUGUUGGGUGUAGGCGAAGAGAAAUGGGAUUAGAUUUGGGCAUGGAUAGAUUUCAGGAAAACAUUCAUAAGGUAUAUACAGGGACGGUCGGCGCUCGCUUAGACAUCACGAACAGGAACAGUUGGCUGCUUAUCUCCGGCCUGAAUAGAAUGUCAUCGCUUUACCAGUUCCCUUUUGGUUCAAGAGUUUUGCCAACUGAUGAUCGUAUUUUGACGUAUACGUAAUACAAAAAAGUCAGGCAACUGGUCUUUCAUAUAUUCCACCAUUUCUUACGCCUGCUUUAGCCAAAUUGUCCGUUUUCUCAUUGCCCGUUAUCCGUCCGUCAUCGAUAGGAGAGCCAUGGCCAUUAUUCCAUUAUCUUUAGGGUAUGUAAUAGUAAUUAUACGAGGUAGACAAAAUGCGGAGUUCUUAUUAAUGCUAUAAGGGCUUAGCUAGCUGGAAACGGUGUUGGUAAUAGUUAAUACGUCACCUGUGGAACGCUGCGGCGAAGCAAACAUAAAAUAACGUUUAUACAGGGAACGCACUAACUAUUUCCGAGUAUUGUGCUUUUGAAAAUUCGAAGUGGCGGUUCGAAGUCGGUAAUUUGUGGUGACGACACCGUUUCACAUAAAAAGCUGGGCAUAUUGGACAAGAACCUUACAAAAAAGCAGUAAAACUGAGGACCGCAAUGAUAUUUUUCGGAAAUCGAUAGUGAAUAUAUUACAAAUACAUAAUCCGUAAGAUGUGCUGGAUUUUGUUCACAACCAAAACGAGAACACAUUGUCUGUGGUAAUUACUACUCAAAAUACCAGAAUGGAGGCUUUUAAUUUUUUAUGACUGGCUCGAUGCGGAUUGAAAAUAUCAGGAUUGUUUUGGUUAGAACAUUUUGAGCGGCGUAGUGUUCUGAUCUAUUCUUCAACAUGUGCCACUCGUCACUUUGGUUAGUGGCAGUUGAUGAACGCUAACACCGAUUGGGACUGAUCGUUCAAAAAAUGUGGGUACCAAAUACUAUACUGAGCAACUCUGAUAUGGGUUAAAGUUUCGCAAUGUUCGUGAAUUGUGGACGAAGGUUUCCUAUAUUCCCUCAAAAUAGAAACCAGAGUGCUAAGCACAUGAAUUUUCAUCGAUUUAUUCGAUUGCAAAAUGAAUAAAAACGCAAGGCUCUCCCAAACGCUCCAACUGUUGCAUGGACAUAGACUUUUCAUUUAUUGCUUCCCCUCAGCCAGAACAGGUUGAUUCAUAUAUAGCAUGUUUGUUUUAAUAUAACACAUUUGACAAGUUCUUCUAUUAAUCCAUUUAGACCGAUAUAGAAACUACUCAAAAGUCAUCAAGAUCAGCAAAGUUUUUAUUCACUAAAGCCAUGUUUGUAAAAGCAUACAUAAAAAGCUAAUAAUACAUGUCAUGAAAUGACAUCUCUAUCGCCAAAAAAAGUUACACUCUUGAGGCGAAAAAGAUGAUAAAUUAAAUAUUGGAAUUACUCAUUUGCAUGCAUCAAUUUUCAAACUACAACUAUCAAAUGGCUCGAAUGGUCGGCGUGCAGCCUAACUGUGCCAAGCGCCAUAUACGUUAUUUCGAGUAAUUGGUGUUGAAAGUUUUAGCCAGUAUGUUUUCUGCAAUGUACUACAGAGAAGUUAUAGUAUCAUUGUGAACUAUUCGAAUGGAUACGUUUUAUCAUGAAAGAUUAAUAAUUUUCACAUCCAACUCAAUUUAAAAACAAUGGCGCUUGAUUUUGUGCCGUGUCAAAUGUUGUGUGAAAAAAAAUGGCGCUUGGUUCGGUCUGGUCGUACACCGACCAUAUAAGAGAAGGAGUUCCGGUAACUUAACUUGAUAUUAGAAAAGACUUAGAUCAUAGUGUUGAAGUAGUAGUUAACUAUUUUCUCCUCAAUUCCUUUUUCUGUUAGUGUGAAUCUCUGGGUUACGCUUUUCAUUGUACGAGAAAAUAAAAUUUAUGGCAGAUAUCGUUAAUAUGAAUCAUGAGGAGAGUUGCCUGCUCGGUAGUUGGUGAUUGUGAAUUUGUAAAGUUGGAAAAGAUUUUAUUCGCGACAUCAGACCUACGACAGCAGGUAGUACUGUACAUUAAGUUCUUCGGUACCAAAUUUCUACUAAGGACGAAUUUUCUUCUUGUAACAUGGUAUUGUGAAAAACAAAGCAAACUUUCAACGAAUGAACCAAACAAUCAAAAGCCUUUCGUUAUAGCAAAUAAAUUAAAGCAGGUAAAAUCUACCCCACACAAACUCCACUACAACAGAAUGCAUUAAAAAAUAAACGUAGAAUACUUAUGUCAAUUGUAUUUAAUUAAGUACUAAACAACACUAACAAUAAAUAGCAUGUAGAAACUACACAUCCUAAUACUCUCUUUUAGAGCUGAUAUUUUGUAUGGAAAUAUUGUGCAACGCUUUAUAGAAGACUCUUUUACUGAAAUAAGCUAUCAAAAUACUAUUAGACUGUCGCAAGUAUUUGUGCGGCUUAUGUUAAGACCAUGAACAAUGAAAUGAAACUAGAUAUAUUAUUGUGAUGAAGUAUAACAAAUAAAAUGCAAAAAUCAUUUCAUGUUGAGUCCUACACAAUUUCAAAUGCUAUAUGAAUAAUUAGUAUGUCCAGCACUAUAUAGCAAUCGGAUUCGAAGUCAAAACCUUUACUUAUAUUUUGAAAGUAAAAAAAAAAUGAUUAUACCAACCUGUUUGCUCCACCACCAAACAACACUUAUUCGAAAUACCUACAAUUAUAAGAAAAAUUAUAAUAUGCAGAAUAUAGAAUAUAACGGCAAAAAUAGUUUGUAAAAUGUUUAGCCCAUGUAAGCAAUUAUCAAAACAAGGUUUUAGAGGACAAACGUACAUAUACAGAUCAAUAAGCCUGUUAAUGUGCUUUAUUCUCGGUAAAUUGGAAAUGCAAAAUGUUUUUACAGAGUAUUGUAAAGACGUUAGAAUAUUGAUGACAAUUAGUUUCAAAUGUUAGAAUAUGAAAUUAAUACCAAAUAAUGAUGCUUAUGACAACUUUUACAAACACCCUGUAGGUUAUCCCUCUAGAAAAGAAUUAUUAUUAUAAUAAAAUAAACAAAGAACAUAACAAAUACACUAUCAAAUGUUAUGCGACUGAGAUAAUCGUUCUUGAGAAGGUUUGUCGGCUAAACUUCGAUCGAUUAUGUAUUAAUUCGAUUUUAUAAAAUGUAUUUUUACAAUGCUUUUAUUUUCAAUUACUGCCUGUUUUUUGUGCCAAUCAUUGAUCUUCUAAAAGGCGACUCCAAUACGCAGGGAACUAACCAUCCAUUUACUUCCACGUAAGAUGGAAGGCAAGAGUCCGAAAAUUUAGUUCCGGAGGAUAUUAAAUCCUAGGAAUUCACCGAGAUCUAGUUAAGCUGUGAGAGAUCAUGUUGCACUACUCCACACCCACCAAUACCUAUCUCGGCUUUGAGAUCCGACCACAGUAUACCGGAGUAGUUGGCGAAGAAGUUACUGACGAUAGGCCGACAGCAUGAGUAUUACAAAUAAUAGGUUUAAGUUUAAAUUGAGUUGUAUAUUACCACUUAACGAUAUUUCAUGUGCUUUCGGCCGCUGGAAAUAAAAUAUUUCCAAAAAUAACUUAUUGAUGGAUUGUUAAAAUGCCAAAACAGUCGCAAAUAUGGUAAAUAACUAAAAUUAUUGAUUGGCAUUAUUCGAUUCGCAAUGUUUAUGAAUUCUUGUGUAUAUACUCAUUACUACCAAGAACCAAACAUUAACUAUUUUGAGUUGUUCUUUAUUUUAAAAUGCAUUUUAUUCUAGUUUACAAUAUUUCUAAGGUUGAACAACAUCAUGUUCUGAAGAAGUGUGUGAAAAAAGUGUUGAAAACUAUGUUUUCUCCAUUUUAAAAUGAAAUGCCUCAUAAACCAGAGCGUCAAACGAUAAAAAUAUAAAUUUUCACUAAUCGCAGACCUUCUCAUGAAUUUUGAAUAAGAUUAUCAGAAUGUCAUAUGCAAGUUUACACAAAAUGCCAAAAUUUCAUUUCUUUAAAUCGGUUUCAGUGGAAUUUUAUUUCAUAGGAAUCUAUGCUCAAUUCAAAGUGUUCGUUCUACUUCAGUUGCCGAUACGAUUGAGUACAGAUACAUGUGAAGAGCAAAAAUGUGUUCAAAACAAACCACAGAUAUCUUUGUUUGAUCACUGUUUGAUGUAGUGCGAAUGUGGUGCAUUUCUGAUUUAAUUUGCACUGUAACGCUCUUAAUUACUGCCUUUCUUUUUAUCUUCUGAUUACGCUUAUUUGGCUAAACAAGACUGAAUUGACAUUGUCAAUCAAACGUCACCUAAUAAUGCAUGGCAUUAACGUCUUUGCUGUGCUAGUAUAAGAUAUUCUGGGCACUGUUUUGAGUAAUGUUCUACUCUGAUUAUUAUCAUUUAUUGGAUCAUUUAUGUAUAUGUUUGCUUUUGUACCUUGUAAUGUUAUAAAAAAUAUAAUGAUGAACUUUGCCACUCAUCAUUCGACCAGAAAUGCUUCAGAACACACGCUUUGGUUGUAAAGAAUUUCAAAAGAUAUACGCGAUUGAAAGUUUUAUGAAAUGCUUAUCCAACUCAAAGCGUUUCAGUGAAAAGUUUCCAUCGUGAAAAAUGAAUAUCAAUAUGCACUGAAUAUGAAAAUAUACCGUGAGUCGCAACGAUACACAUCAUAAAGAAACGUAUACCCGUGCAAAAUCAGGAAUUGAACCCAAAUAGACGGUUCUGAUGCUUGAUGCAACAUUCCAGUUGACUGUGGCUCUUAUGAUACUGAAAUGUGCUAACCAUCAAUUGUGCCGAAAAUAAAGUUGCGCAAUAACUUGUAAUUGCAUUUUUUUGCAAUGUGUCGCAGAAAGUAAAUCCUUAGUUGGUUCACUCUUAUGUAUGUCACAUCGAGUUCAAGAUAUAUAGACUUAAAUAAUUACUUAAAGUAUUGAGAAACAAUGUUUGUACCCAAAACAUAUCAGAGACUAUAGGAAAGGGAUACAUAUCAACUAUAUAUUUAUACAUAGGCCAUAUGUAUUUUGUAGUCUACAUUAUUAGCGAAACCAUAGUGUAUGACAAAAGUAUGAAGAGAAAAUUUUAUAAAAUUAUCAACAAAGGUAAAAAAGGUCACAUAGUUAAAAAAGUUAAAUCAUACAGAAAACCUACAAUGCUACACUCACAUCCAGAUUUAGAAAGUAAAUAGCAGAGACUUUAUUCUACUAAGAACCAAAAAAGAGAAAAUAUACUAAACAAAGAAUAUUGUGGAAGUAAUCAUGGCACACAUACUGUAAACAAAAUAAACUUGUCCACGAUGAAUCCCAGCAAAAUGUAACCGCAAAUGCAAAAAAAUAAAUAAAUAGAAAGACGGCUUUUAAAAAAUGGUGACAUAAUUUGUUGCUAAUUGCAUCUUACACAGAUUAUAAAAAAUAUAAAGAAGAAUUUAACAUUA